GACAACCCUGGACUAACCCUCACAAAGGAAUUACUUAUUUUUGCCCUCACACUAAAGCUUCUGAACCUGGAAGCCAAAGGAAACACCGUCCUAUAUCUUCCUUAUGUCUUCAUUAACCAUGUCAGCGCGGUUCGCAGUUCUUCAUGUGUUAGGCAUUCUAUCUCUGACCCGCAGCAGUUCUGGAUCUGAAUUAAGUGUUCCAGUGCCCAUCUCGUGCGGGACUCGCGCGGCUGAUCUGCCGGACUCCACGCAGCGGGUUCUGUGUCCGGCCAACUGCACUCUGUGGAAGAUGUCCGUGUUCGGUUCGGGUGUCUACGCCUCCGUUUCCAGCGUGUGCGGCGCAGGAGUGCAUAGCGGGAUCAUAGGAGUAUCAGGAGGGCCGCUGCAGAUUCAGAGACGGCAGGGCAGGACCAACUACCUCAGCUCCUACGCACACGGCAUCCAGUCUCAAACUCUAUCCCGCUGGUCUGCAUCUUUCACUGUGGCCAGAGCUACCAGCUCACCAAUGGAAGUAUCCAGCCAAACCAGCAGCACUUCCAUCCCAGCAUCUGGACCAGUGAAGAAAACGGUCAAGAAAAACCUGAAGAAACCACCAGCAGCAGAAAACAGAGACUGCCAAGUGGAUAUCGCUCUGCUGCUAGAUGGAAGCUACCACAUAGGGCAACGCCGCUUCAACCUGCAGAAGAACUUCAUUGGUAGACUGGCAGCAAUGCUAAAAGUUGGUCCAGAUGGACCACGUGUAGGGGUGGUGCAAGCAAGUGAGUCUCCUCGGACUGAGUUCUACUUAGGCAACUAUAGUAUGCCUAAAGAUGUGAGUUUUGCCCUGAAGGAAGUAGCUUAUAUAGGAGGCAACACCAAUACAGGCAAGGCCAUAUUAUACACUGUGCGGAAUUUCUUCAAUCCUGAAUAUGGAGUUCGAAGAGGUCAUCCACGAAUUAUUGUGGCCUUUGUUGACGGAUGGCCCUCUGAUAACCUGGAGGAUGCAGCAGUAAUGGCCAGAGAAUCUGGCAUUAAUGUGUUUAUAGUGUCUGUUGCCAAACCUAUCCCUGAAGAAAUGGGACUGGUGAGGGAUCAGGACUACAUGAAGAAAGCUGUCUGUAAAGACAAUGGUUUCUUUACAAUGUCCAUUCCCAGUUGGUUCAGCACAAACAAGUUUGUAAAGCCACUGGCUCAAAAACUGUGCUCCCUUGAUCAGUUACUCUGCAGCAAGACAUGCUAUAACUCAGUCAAUCUGGGCUUCCUGAUUGAUGGUUCCAGCAGCGUGGGUGAUGCAAACUUCAGACUGGUCCUAAGCCUCCUAAGCUCCAUUUCUCGCAACUUUGACAUCUCAGAUAUUGGAUCACGCGUAGGGGCCAUCCAGUUCACCUAUGACCAGAGGUUGGAGUUUGGGUUCAAUGAGCAUACAAGAAAAGAUGAUGCCUUGAGGGCCAUCCAGAACAUCCCAUACAUGAGUGGUGGUACAGCCACUGGAGAUGCCAUCACCUACGCUGCUGAGAAUCUCUUCCAGCCUCGUACCAUGGGAAUGGGCAAGAAGUAUCUCAUCAUUGUGACUGAUGGCCAGUCCUAUGAUGAUGUCAGAGGGCCAGCAAUUGCUGCUCAAAGAGCAGGGAUCACAGUGUUUGCUGUGGGUGUGGCCUGGGCUCCGAUGGAGGACCUGAAGGCCAUGGCAUCAGAACCCAAAGAUUCUCACACCUUCUUCACCCGUGAGUUCACCGGCCUCGAGCAGUUCGAGCAGCCAAUUGUACGGGGGAUCUGCAGGGACUUCACAGAGUCCAAUUAGAAACUUGUCUGAGUAGGUGGGAGAAAUUAGGAAGUUUUUGAGUAGGUGGAGGAGAGAAUAUUUUGAGAAGAAAAAAAAUGCAGUAAAGAAAAAAGAGAGAAAGAAAGCAAUAAAAGAGAAGAAGAAAAAGGAAACAGAAUGUUAUGGUCUUGUUUGACCAUCUCUACACAUACUAGAAUAAAACAGUAGUUUUUUUUUGUUAUUUUCUUUCAAAACUAGAUAUAUUCUUUGUGCAAGGACAGGCCUUUUUUCAUUUGUUAGGAAAAUUGUCUGCAAGGUUUUAUGCUUAUGAAGUGUGCUUGAUCCAAAGAUGUUACAGCUUAAUCUGUAUAAAAUGUACCAAACUCAUCCAUCUUUAACGACACAAAGCAUAAUUACUUGAGAGAUGCAACCUUGUCCUAUUAUAGGAAAUACACAUCUUACUGUAAUUUUUGUUUCUUUUCUAAGUUUGAGGUCCAGAAUAAACAGUAGUAUUAUUAUCACAGUAUUAAAGAAAAAAACACAACAAAGAAAGGCUGAUGUAUCAGAAUGGCAAGCCAGUCGGUUUCUACAAAGGUUUGAUGCCUCCGCGUUAGUGGGAGCGCAAGAGAAAGGGUCUGUACCAAUGAACAAAAAACAAAGAGCAAAGCUGAGAAAGCUGUCAGUACAGUGCCCUCUUGUGCCAACCAGCUGUAGUACAGUAAAGUGGAGAGAAUAUCUUUAACAUUCUACAACUUAAAGGUUCACCAAACCACAGAUAACAUGCCUGUGUUAUAUCAAGUAAUGCAAUCUGUACUAGGGUACACAAACUACACAAGCACUGCAGUACAUGCAGUUUUUUUUUUCUGUUA
Pygocentrus nattereri (red-bellied piranha) is the source of this 2610-nucleotide messenger RNA. RefSeq names its product coagulation factor C homolog, cochlin (Limulus polyphemus) (gene coch). Lineage: Eukaryota; Metazoa; Chordata; Actinopteri; Characiformes; Serrasalmidae. The coding region runs from base 104 to 1780 and encodes 558 amino acids. The transcript has 12 exons. The record is from RefSeq and is a predicted model, not a curated record.